GGUGCUGCCAGUGAGCCCAGGAGACCUGCAAGGCCUGUCCUGCAGUCUCUCGUGACAGGAGGGAUAUGCCUGGUGCAGACAGGGACAACAGCAGAGGAGGAUCCCCAUCCUUGGGAAUGUGGGGAAUGCAUGUUCUCCACUGCUCUUUGCUCUCCAAAGUCUUACCUGUUAAUGAGUGAGCCUUGAGCAGCAAGGGCUUGACCAGGUCACUGACACAGCCACCUCUGCCCUGUGCCAAAAACAUGAGCAUCCUGUGCACCCUUGGGAUCCUUUCCAGCCAAGUAGGCAGCUCUUGUCCCUUGCAUCCUUGUCCAGUGGCAGGAUUCAGUACUCUCCUAGGAGAAUGUGGGGUAUAAUAAACCCCCGUUGGAGACCAGGCUGGGCCACGAGGGCAGCAGAUGUUGUGCUGGGAAGAAACAAGCAUGAGCAGGGCAUACUGAAGCUGAAGGAUGCUGCUUGUGGGAAUAGUGUAAGCACAUGGAGGAAGAGGUGUCAAGGCUGUGGCCUACCUAGUCCUUGCCCACAGAGGCAGUGAUGGGACCUGGGCUGUGGGAUAGUUUGCACAAUAAUAGUCUGAGGACCUGCUUGUGGCUGCCUGUCACCUGGCCCUUGUGGUGACAAACCAGGGUGACACUUGCAUUCCUGGCCAUAAGGGCAGGUUACUCACCAACUCAAGUUAAUGACUAACCCUGGGGCAGCUCCUGCAGAAGGUGGAAGUUCAGCAUGUGAGGAUAUGCAAGGAGCUCUUGGGGGUGGGAGCCUGCCCACUGUGAGCAGUGUGGAGAAGGCAGCAGCAUGAAUGGGGGCCAUGGCAGAGCACCUGGAGCUGGGAGCCCCAUGCUCACAUCCUGCUUGUCCCAGAAGAUAUGGUCCUGGCUCCUGAGCUGCUGCUUAGCCCUUCAGCAUCUGGCUGUGCAGACCUCCUUGCUCUGCAUCUUCCACCUCCUCCUGCUGCCCACCCUGCCCCAGGAGCCACCUCGUGCCCAGAACACCAGCAAGCUGCUGGCACGAAGCCUCUUUGCCUGCGGCAUCUCCACAGUGCUGCAGACCACCCUGGGGAGCCGGAUGCCCCUGGUUCAAAUCCCAUCCUUUGAGUACUUGGUCCCUGCCAUGGUGUUGAGCUCCCACCUGUCCCCCACUGCCAGCACAGACAGGAAUGGCACAGCCAUGGCCAGUACAUGCCUUGUACCUCACUGCAGAGACACAAGGAGCUGGGCUGAAUCAUUGCAAGAGGUCUCUGGAGCAGUGCUGGUCUCUGGGCUCAUUCAGGUGGUGCUGGGAGUAUCUGGCGUGUGUGGGUGGGCAGCGCAGCACUGUGGGCCCAUGGUCCUGGCCCCCACCCUCUCCAUCAUUGGGCUGUCCUCAUACAAGGAAGCUGCCUUCUUCUGCUCCACUAACUGGGGUGUAGCACUGCUGUAUGUGAGCCCAGGGACUGUACUGGCUCAUGUUCCUUGCCGUCACCUUCUCCCAACACCUGCGUUCCUGCCGCCUGCCCUUCUGUGCCUGGCCCCAUGCUUGGGAGGGCUCCACAGAGUAUUCAGUUCCUACCCUGCGCACAUUCUCGGUACUGCUCCCAUUUGCUGGUGUCUGCAUUGUCUGUGCCAUCCUCAGCUACUUCCACAUUCCCUGGGAAUCACUGGAUGUGACCAUGGCACAACUGUCCUGGGCCAACAGCACCUUCAACGCCCCUUGGAUCCGCAUCCCCUAUGCAGGUGGGGGGCAGCAGGGCUGAGUGCAGCCAUCCACUUUUGGACAGGAUUUCUAUCACCUGUCCCUUUUCCCUCCUCUGCAGGAGAGUGGAGGUGGCCGCUGCUCACCCCCCGGGCGGUGGCAGUGGGCAUCUCCAUGGCCAUCGGCUGCAGCAUGAACUCUGUGGGCUGCUACGUGCUGUGUGGGAGGCUGCUGCGAGCCCCUCGGCUACCCCCUCACGCCUGUAACCGGGGUCUUUGCAUGGAAGGGUUGGGCAGCCUCCUGGCAGGACUGCUGGGCAGCCCUGGGGGCACAGCCUCCAGCAUUGCAAACACCUGUGCCACUGGCCUCACACAGGCUGGCUCUCGCCUCUCAGUGCAAGUAAGUGCCCUGGUGUGCAUGGUGCUGGGCAUGUCCCCGAGGCUGGCAGGGCUCCUCACCCAAAUCCCACUGGCAGUUCACGGAGGGGUGCUUUGUGUAACCUACGCCGUGGCUGUGGGCACGGGGAUCUCCUACUUCCAGUACACAGACAUUGACUCAGGGAGGAACAUCUUCAUUGUUGGCUUUGCCAUGUUCAUGGCACUGUUGGUACCACGGUGGUUCGGCAUGGCUCUGGCUCCCCUGGCCACAGGCUGGGUGCCACUGGACCUCCUCUUCCUCUCUCUGCUUAUGGUCCCUGUCUUCUUAACUGGCUUCUUGUCAUUUUUUCUGGAGAACACGGUCUCAGGAACACUGGAGGAACGAGGGCUGCUUUCUGAGCAGCCAUGGAAAGCCAGGGCUGGUGACUGUCACCUCCGUGGAGAGAAAGGAGAAGCCACCCAAGCAUAUAUGCUCCCCACUAGGCUGAGGAGGCUGCUGCCAUCUUCCUGCAAAGCCUUUCCAUGCUGCUUCCUCUGCCCGAGGAGUGAGGAAGAGGAGGGCAGCUGUGCCACUGAGGAGGGGACUGCUGACCCAGGGGAAGGGACACACCUGCUCCCCAAACCCAGCUCUGGGGAGCUGCAGCCAGCAAUAAGGCCAAGCCAGACAGACAUGCCUGCAUGGCACACUGGGGCCUGACCCUGUCAUCUUGGGGGUGCCUCAUGCAAAAACAGGGCUGUGCCCGCAAGGCAGCUUGUGAGCCAUUUCGUUCCUCAUUUCUGAAGCCCUUGAGGACUGGAGGAACCUGAGCUUCCACCCUCCUAACACAAACCUAACUUCCCUGCUUGAGAGCGAGAUAUAAAAAUCUUCAACCAAC
This is a messenger RNA of Parus major (Great Tit), 2923 nucleotides long. RefSeq names its product solute carrier family 23 member 3 (gene SLC23A3). Lineage: Eukaryota; Metazoa; Chordata; Aves; Passeriformes; Paridae. The transcript is spliced from 11 exons. Gene Ontology annotation, cellular component: membrane. Gene Ontology annotation, molecular function: transmembrane transporter activity. Gene Ontology annotation, biological process: transmembrane transport. The coding region runs from base 796 to 2745 and encodes 649 amino acids. The record is from RefSeq and is a predicted model, not a curated record.